UAUGUCUUAUCAUAUUUAUCUAUUAUAUUAUAUUUAUUUUCUUAUAUCAUACAGUAGUUUAUAUUUAUUCAUCUUAUACAUGGGUGUCAAUUUCAACCUUGUAAAUUGUGAUUUAACUUUUAUUCUAAAAACAUGUUCUCUAUUUUAUAAUGUUUUGCUAAUUGGAUUUGUAUCUUCCUGAUUGUUAAAUUUGUUCUUAAAGAUAUUAUUAAACAAAUGAUGUUUAUAAU
Messenger RNA from Rhizophagus irregularis DAOM 181602=DAOM 197198, 230 nucleotides. Lineage: Eukaryota; Fungi; Glomeromycota; Glomeromycetes; Glomerales; Glomeraceae. The record is from RefSeq and is a predicted model, not a curated record.